UGUCACCAAAUUUUAAAGAAACCAAUGUCCAGUUUGUACACUUGACGUGAACUGUGUGUAUAGUAUUCAUGCAAUUUUCGCCUUUAUGUCAAACUGUUACUGCUUCAACUUCUUUGUGUUUAAUUUAUUAUGAUAUUCAUUAUAUUUGAUAAAAACUUUUAGGAUGGCCAAGAAAGUAAUAAUGUAAAUAACUAGGUCAAUCUACAAUUAUUCCACACCAAAAUAUUAUUAUGUAGUCUUAAUAAGAGGUAUUGAAACAAAAUAGUAUGUGUUAACAAAAUGUUUGUACCAAUGCUAUGAUGCUAAGAAAUCGAAAAAUGGCAUUAGAAGAAAGUUCAAAUCACAGUGGGGACAAUCUUGGUAUUAAAGUAAAAGGCGAUUUAGGUGAUUUCCAAAUUAUUGAGGAGAAAAGUGAUAGUGAUGGGGAGGAAGUGUUUGAAGAUAAUAGAUCAAGGUCGAUGGGUUGUAUGUCAAAAUUGCCACCAGGAUUUAUCCACCCUUCAACUUCACCUAAAAUUAAUAGUGUUAUUGUAAAAGAUUCUGACAAUGUGCAAUUUGGAAACAACACUCAUUUCCAUGGCCCUGUGACUAUAAAACAAGUGAUACGUAAUAGUGAAUUCGAUAAUUCUGCUUAUUUAAAGACAGAAACUGAAAUUGUGAAUCCUGUCUCUCAUAAGCAAGACUCAAGUAAUGAUGUUUCAGCAUCCAGGAGAUUUAAAUUCCAAGCUUGGCAUAAGAUAACAUUAUCUGCCUUGUGCUUAGCCAUAAUUGCGGGUAUAUGUGCAGUUUUAUCCAUAAUACUAAGUGAUUCAACAAGAGAUGACAAAACUACAACUUAUUUCAAAGGUGAUGAGACAAAAUGCAUUCUGGUGGCAGACCCAUCAUAUCAUGCAACUCACAAGAUAGUCACAAUAACAAUUUCCCUUUUUAUUGUUGUACUGCUAACACACUUUGUAAUGCAUAUCAAGCUAUUCAAUGCAGAUCUGGAAGUUAAAGAGACAGGUGAUCCAUUGCUGAUUGCACAAGACCAUUUGCGAAUAGUAUCAAGGACGGACUGGCUCGCUCAACCUGUUGAGAAAAAAUUAGAUGACAUGAAACAUCCAGUGCCUUGGGUCGUAAUAACACAUACAGCUACAGAAGAAUGCUCUAGUCAGAGUGAAUGUGUUCUUCGAGUCCGGCUCAUUCAAACCUUUCAUAUUGAAUCAAAGCAAUGGUUCGACAUCGGAUAUAACUUCUUAGUAGGUGGCGACGGUUCCGCAUACUAUGGCCGUGGUUGGGAUUACGUAGGAGCCCACACUUUGGGAUAUAAUAGCGUUAGCAUCGGUAUUGCGUUUAUUGGGACCUUCAACACCAAACGCCCACCGAAGAAGCAGUUGGAAGCUUGUCAAAAACUAAUCAAUAGAGGCGUGAAGAUGGGUAAACUCGCUAAAGAUUAUAAGUUGUUCGCUCAUCGGCAACUGGCAUCGACACUCAGUCCAGGCGAUAUGUUAUACAAUAUAAUCAAAACCUGGCCUCAUUUUGCUCAAAACUUUACCGAUCCGAAAGAGAUGGUCUCAAAAACAUAAAUCGGUAGUAAGUAAGUAAGAAAUUGUUUGUUGGGACGAUAUAUACUUAUAGUGCUGUGCGAUCUAAUGGCCAGUUUCCGAGUUUAAACAACAUAAUUUAAUGUUCCCAAAAUCUGUUUAUUAUAAGUCGAUAUUAUUUAGAGCUGGCGCGCACAACACGUUCACAUGUUGCGCGUGUGUAGUGUCACGUCAAACACGUCAGUUGUCAUGACAACGCAAUGCUGACGCGCUAUUUGCCAGAAAAUAUAGCGUGAUGUGUGUCUUGCAUCUAUCCAUCAAUUAUAAUAUUAUUUUUUAUUUUUUUAUCACACUGUGAAAGUAGUACCGGUGUGAGUACUAUGAACGCGUCACCUUUAAUUGAGCGACCUAUAUACGUAAAAGUAAUACGCUUUAUUGAAUCCAAUUACAUUACCUAUACGCUGUUAGAUUAGGGGUGGUUGUAAUAGUCAUAUUUUAAUUGUGCUACAAAUUAACAGCUACUCUUCACUAAUUAAUAUUUUAAAUAUAAAUUAGGUUUUUUUUAGUAUACUGACUGAUUUUUCUUGGUAUUGUUCAUUCUGUUUACACCUAUUAUUAGUACGACAUAGUAUUGUUAAUAGCCGUUACUAUCGCGCUUUAAAAUCUGUCUUUACCCGCUAGUCCGUACAAACAAUAUCUUUGUUGCCGCUGGUGCUUAAUAUUUUAAUAUUCAGAAUAUAGUUUAGGUUAUCCGUAUAUAUAUAAAAAUGAAGCCCUAUUUCCCUUGGUUACGCCAUCACGCGUGAAGUGCAGGACCGAUUUCACUAUUUUUUUUGUUUUUGUUAUUGUCAGGAGAAGGUUUUUAUGAAAGAAAAAAAUCAAAAAAUUGCGCCGAAAAUUAGAAAAUUUAAGAAAACUUAACGAAAAUAUUAAUGUUAUAUAACUGUCAAUUGUUUAAAAUAACUGUCAGCGAUUGACAGAAUGCGCGCUGCAAAUUCAAGGUUAAGACGGGACAACGUCUGUCGGGUCAGCUACUUCUUUUAUGUAAAUUAACACAUUCAUACAUUUUUAAAUCAUUAUCAAGAUAUUAUGUGUUUCAAACUUCUAGUAAAAUAUUGAUUUCAAGAGUAUCACUGUCUAUAUAUUCUACGUAGAAAAGUACGCGAAGAGAUCACGCGUAUCAGAAACGCGCGUCUAUGCUUCGUGUAAAAUGCGCCGUCUCAUUAGGCCUUUAUAGUUUAAAAAUAUAUAUAUCGAGAGUAAAAAUUAUGUGUCACACUUUUUCAAAUAUCAACCACUACGCUUUUAUUAUAUCUUAAAAAGUGAUUGGGGCUAAAUACCACAGUACUGCCACUUCAUGAUUAGGUAAGGUAAUUUGUAUUAUACAGAUGGGUGCGUGAGAUGGGGCAGCAAGGGCAGCUACCUCAACGGCUGUAGCUAACCUAAAACUUUCUUAGUAGACUGCUCAUCAUGUUUUGAAGACAUUAAGAUCUACAUUCAUAAAUGUGUAGGCAUGUCCUAAUUUGUUAAAAAAUUAUAGACCGCUUGUUGUCUCAUCUGAAAACCCGACUGUAUAAUAUAAUUUUUGUAUUUUAAUGCUUUAUGUGUCAUUAAUGAUGGAUAAGUAAUGUUCUUCGCAAUAAUUGGAAAAUAAUUUCUACAACAAUUUUACAUCCGAUAUAUUUUAUGAUUUGUAUUAAGAAAACGAAAAGUAUUUACAUGUAUGAUAUGGAAUGUAGAUGUAUUUUUAUUUUCCAAAACGAAAAAUUGUUUUCAGUUUUUUGUUUUACGGGAAAACAGUAUUGGCAAACGAUUGUUUGCGAGGUAUUACUUCACAUACUUACUUUGAUUUAUUUUUCCUUAUUUCUUAUUUACUUCGAUUUUAGUACUUAACUGGUGAAAAAAUACAAACGUAUUAUUGUUAUAAGUCCGUUAUUUUUUACAUUAAAUUAUGCAAUAUUAUUGCUAUUUAAAUUGAAUCCCUAAAGUCUUAACUAUUUAUCACUAUACCACAUAAUGGAAGUAUUGGCGAUUGCUACUUUAUCGAAAAUUAACCUGUUAUUUGAAGUAUUAAUAUAAAAUAACUUUAGUUUAUGAUCAAAACGUCAUUCAAUAGUAUUUAUACAAUAAGUAAGUUCACUCUGAGUAUUGAGAAACUUAGUUAAGAUAUGUGCUCACACAAGAAAUGAAAGGAACCUCAAAUUUCAAGUAUUUUUAAUAAAAGUGAUGUAUCGUGUUAUUUUACUUGCUGCAAUGGCAACAUUAUAUGAAUAAUGUUUGCAUUCUCAAUGCAUAUUAUUCCAAAGUAAAUUAGCAUAUAUUUUCGUCUUUGUAUAACAAUGUAAAUAUCUCUACUUAUAUACCUUUUUUAUAUCUUUAUAUGCAUUAUUACACAUGUCCAGUUUUAAAUGCUUCUCUUUUUAUCUUUUUGUUUGACUUAUUAAGAACGUAACUAGUAAAUCAUCUCUCUCAUAGGAUGAGUAAAAUUAGGAUUGCCAGAUGGCUAGGAUUCUUCCGUCAUUUAACCGGUUCGCUACCUAACCCUUCCCUAAGUCUAAAUUCGUGGACUUUCUUAAUAUUAAUUCAAUCAAUCAAUGACUACAUACUUGUAGCCAAUAAAAAAGUAAGUAAGAAAGUUUAAAUUUUUAUGUUAGAACUCCAAAAUCCCAUCAUUUUAGAAUGUAAUCCUGAUAUAAAAAAAAAUCCACCUGGCAACCCUAAGUAAGAUAGAAAAAGGUGUGCCUGUACAGCUUAUGUGUCCGUGCAUAAGUACAAAGAGCUUUAGGCAAUACGAACCUAUUUUCGUAAAUAUGUUGGUUAUUGGGUAGGUGCUAUAUGUAAUCACAUUUAUAGGAUUAGAAAUGAGUAUCUCAGUACGAUACCAGUAAUUACUCGUGAAGACUAAAUAUAUGAACUAUAGAGUGAAACAGAUGCAUUUCCAGAGGAUCAUAAUAAGAUCAUGAAAAGGCUGUAAAUAUGUCAAAUAUUAGUAAUAAAAUAAGCUAUAUAAGAUUGCACCUCUAAUAAAUGACAAUUGCACAAGAUAGCGGUUCAUCUUCACAAUAAAUAUGAUUAAUCAAUACAGGGACGAUUUCAUAAAUGCUUAAAGAACCAAUAAUAGCUGUGUUUUUUGUUCUUAUUCAUUUAAAUAUAUAGAAUUUUAUACUUGAAACAAUAAUGGAAAAAAUGUUCACACGAGUGCCUAUAGUAUACGUUUUUCGUUUGAUUUAUAAUGCUAUAGCAUAUUAGUAUUCUAUUAUGGUGUUAUAUACGUAUAAAUAAUAAAUAAAUUAUUUUUACUUUUGAUCUUCAUUGUAUUAUGUGAUAUUCGCUCGCUGAUUCAAAGGGAAUCGAGUAGAUUUAUACUUAAGACAAAUAAAACAUUGUCAAAUAUAACUUGAACUGUAUUUCUAUUGUGUGCUACUGUAAUAUAAAAAUGCUGCCGUGAAAACAGCUACAAAAUAGCAAGAAUAUUAUACUGUAAAUACCUGCAAAGUUAUUAUACCUUUGUUAUACGCUGAAGUAUUUUUAAAGUUCAAUUAUACUACAAUACUUUUUCAUAUACUGUGUUACGUUUAAAUAAGUUUAAUAAUAUAAUAUAUUGAUUAAUGCGAAUUAUGUAUAUCGAGUAAUUGAUUUUUCAUGUUACUCUACAGAAAUGUUUGUUUCUUGUUCUUUAUUUUGUGUCAUAUUUUUGAUGAUGUAAUUUUUUUUUGCUAAUGGUGACCUUGGUGUUACCUUAGAUUUGUUUAAUAAAACAAUGUGGAAGUUAUAAUGAUAAUUGUUUACCUCUUAAUGAUGUAAUUAUGGGCAUGAUAGAUCAUUAGUAGGUUAGCAAUUAUCAUUAGUGUACAUAAUUAUUAGUAUUGAAAAAGAGAUACGUUAAUAUCUUUGUAACGGCUAGGAAAAAUUCUCUGGGCGCGCAAGAAAGUUUUGAAUCUAUAACCUCAGUACGCGCUCAUUCUUGCGCUAUGCAAUAUUUGUAAUAUGAAUUCCUGUCUAAAUUGUUUAACUAAUAUUAUUGCAGGUUUCAUAAAAAUAUUAUUUUUCUUAUUUGCAAUUACGUAUAGAAUAAUAUAAAAUAUUUAAAAUACAAGACAAUAUCUAUCGACGAGAGAUGUUUAUCUCUCGCUAGUCGAAACAAUUAUGCAGUCGAUUGUUUGAAGCGACUUCAAAGCGAAUUAUUAGAUUGUUAAUACCUGUAUAAAACGUUAAUCUUCUAGUUUUGUCUAUGACACCAAAAAAGUAACAUCUAGUUUACAGAUAUAUUUUAUUGAGAUCUUUAUUUGAAAGAGUAAAAAUAUGAUUAUUAAAUGUUAUUCUGAAUAUUUGCUAGUAGUAUGUAUAUUAAUAUAAAAUAUAUUUUACCACAGUGGGCCACCUUUCGAAAUUUGACCAAUCUCCGUAACAGAUGUCGCUAGCUUAGUAAAAAGCUCUGCGGAUUCUCUGGGCUUACCUAUUAUGGUAAUGUAUUUUAAUAUAUUGCUUGUAAUCCGGUUUUUAGAAUUUAGAAAGCAGUUAGUAGCAAACAUGUCUUAUAAAGUCAAAGCCGGCCUACAGCCAAAUGCUACAGCGGGUUAUAUUGUGUACAAUAUAACCCGCUGUAGCCUUUGGCUGGAGGCCAAUGGUGUAGACUGUAGUCUACACCAUUAAUGUAACCUUAUAUCACAAUAAUUUUUUUAGAAAGAAAUUGCAAUUUUUGAUGCUGACCUUUUGGACUGUCAGCCGUUCAAUAAACGAUCCCAAUCUCAAUUUAUAAUCCGAUUUCGAGAAUGAACUAAUCAGAAUGUCAUGGGUAAGCAUGUCAAAAAUAAAAAAAAAUAUGUGAUUGGCGUUGUUUAUUGAAAAUGUUGGCUAAUCAUAAUUGUGUAUGUAACUAGGUUGCCCACCUUAUUUAAAAACAUUUUAUACGUCUGUAAUCUGUAAUAGUUAUUAAGUGUUUUGUCUUGAAUGACAUUUAGUGUCAGAAGAAGCGAGGCAACGUUGUAAAAUUAUCACAAUCGUAUACAGCGUUUUUAAUAAGGCCCAUGAGAUUAUGUUUAAGAAAGUAUAAAAGAUGCUCAACAUGUUUUGGAAGAGAUUUUAUGAUAUAUUUAUACGAUAAAUAAAAUAAUGUAUGAAUUUA
Manduca sexta (tobacco hornworm) is the source of this 6648-nucleotide messenger RNA. Its product is annotated as peptidoglycan-recognition protein LC. The transcript has 6 exons. Gene Ontology annotation, biological process: peptidoglycan catabolic process. Bases 297 to 1565 code for a protein of 422 amino acids. NCBI's taxonomy places the organism in Eukaryota, Metazoa, Arthropoda, Insecta, Lepidoptera, Sphingidae. The record is from RefSeq and is a predicted model, not a curated record. Gene Ontology annotation, molecular function: zinc ion binding; N-acetylmuramoyl-L-alanine amidase activity.